UAUGGAUUGCCCAGUAACUGAAAAAGAAUUUUUAACGCAACUACAAACAUUGAACCAUAAAAUAAAUUUUGUAAAAGAGCAGAGUUUUAAGGAAGCAAAGUCAUGCUUAGAUGUGAAAGAUAUAUUAGAAAAACUAAAAGUGAAAGCAUUAGCAAAGAUCCGUACAUAUCUUUUGGAGCAGAUUUAUAAAUUUAGGAAACCAAUGACAAAUUAUCAAGUGCCACAGAAUAAUAUGUUGAAAUAUAAAUUUUUUUUUGAGUUUAUUUUAGCAAAUGAAAGAAAUGUGACACAAGAAAUUUGUGCAGAAUAUAUUAGCACAAUGAGUAAAAUAUAUUAUUCAUAUUUUAAGUCAUAUUCUUCAAGACUAAUGAAGUUGCAGUUUGAGGAAGGAGCUACUAAAGAUGAUUUGAUGGGGGUUGAAGACACUGCAGGGAGAGGUAUUUUUCAUAAGACUACAUUAAAACAUAGAGGCACAGUAUUUUCUAUAGGUAGCAGAGGAGAUGUAUUAAAUUCUCAAUUAGAAGCACCCAUUAUAAUACCUCAUACUGCAUCUAAAACAAGGUAUCAUUAUGAAGCUUUGUUUAGAAGUGAACAAUAUGCUCUUGUAGAUAAUGCUUGUAGAGAAUAUUUAUUUUUAACUGAAUUUUUUAAAAUGCGUGGUGCGCAAGCAAUGGAUAUUUUUAAUGAGGUAAUGGGAAAAACAUUAAAUCUAAUGGUGAAAAAUUUACAAUCUUUUGUGGAAGAUUGUUACGAUACCAUUGCUUUAUUCUUGUGUUUACAUUUAGUAAUGCGAUAUCGAUUAACUUGUCAUAAAAGAGCAGUACCGGCUUUAGAUAGAUAUUGGGACAACAUGACAUCGGUAAUUUGGCCUAGAUUUGAAUAUGUUUUUCAAUUGAAUAUUCAAAGUAUAAAACAUUGUGAUCCAUUUAAGCUCACUCAAGAAACAGGACCACAUUAUAUUACACGAAGAUAUGCUGAAUUUAGUGCUGCAAUGGUUAGUGUAGUUGAAGGAUUUCCUUGUGAAGGAGCCACACAAUUAUUAGCAGAAUUAAGAGAAGCUGUACAAUGUUUCCUGUUAAGAAUGGCAGCUACAUUUAGUAGUAGAAUUCAACAACUGGUUUUCCUUAUCAAUAAUUAUGAUUUGGUUCUUGGUGUAUUAAUGGAAAGAACACGAGAUAAUUCAAAAGAAGCGGAAAGUUUUCGCGACCAAUUAAAUGCACGUUCUUCAGAAUAUGUUGAGGAAAUUUUAAGUCCACAUUUUGGAGGUAUAAUACAGUUUGUUAAAGAAUCUGAAGCCAUGAUUGAGAAAGGUCAAGCUGAUGAGUCGAAAAGACAAGAGGGAAAAGCAUUAGUCCUUGUACAAUCUUUUACAAAUAAUUGGAAACGAGCAUUAGAAGAAAUUAAUCAUGAAGUAUUAAAAUCUUUUCCUAGCUUAGUACUUGGUACAGCACUAGUACAACGCGCAAUGACACAGUUAGUGCAAUAUUAUCAUAGAUUUCACAAAAUUUUACCACCAAAUGCUCGUACUCAAUUAACAAACUUUCAUCAUAUAAUGGUAGAAAUGAAAAAAUAUAAAGCGAAUUAUUAG
Messenger RNA from Eufriesea mexicana, 1588 nucleotides. RefSeq names its product vacuolar protein sorting 52 (gene Vps52). Gene Ontology annotation, molecular function: syntaxin binding. Bases 2 to 1588 code for a protein of 528 amino acids. Lineage: Eukaryota; Metazoa; Arthropoda; Insecta; Hymenoptera; Apidae. Gene Ontology annotation, biological process: endocytic recycling; Golgi to vacuole transport; lysosomal transport. The record is from RefSeq and is a predicted model, not a curated record. The transcript is spliced from 7 exons. Gene Ontology annotation, cellular component: GARP complex.